GGCGAAUGCCGUUUCCCGCAGUGUGCUGACUGUGAUCGGGUUUUUGUGCGGUGCGCAGCGUGAGUGUUUUAGUACCGAGCGGAGAGGAGAUGCACACGGCACUCGAGUGAGGAUACUGUAUGAUAUCCACACAGAAGCAAAGCAUUGCUGAUGAAACACGUGGAUUGGGCACCACAAAACUCACACUAAAUUCCUUAUGUGCGGUGACUUAUUAAUGCAGAUUGGCCCAUACUUACAGAGGUUUCUAAGCGAGGAGAUAAUGAGAGUUCACACACAUACCAGGUUCUGCUUUCUCUGCGUGCUGACCCUCCUGUUUCAUCAGUGCAGUCACUGUCAUGAAGGAGGGACUCACCAUCACCACGAACACAGCCACGGUGAGCGCAACCAUGACCACGACCAUGUCCACAGCGAUCUGCAGAUCUCAGAGACGUCCUGUGAUGGUUUGUCGCACCGGUUAAUGCACGGCAGCCACGGGGAACCUGCAAAGAACGAGCAGCAUUACUACAUUCAGCAGUUGUUCUGUCGGUACGGCAAAAAGGACCGUCUGGACUUUAAAGGCUUCCAGAAUCUGCUGCUAAGCUUAGGGCUGGGAGAAAUACGAGUUGUGGGGCUAGAGCACGAGGAUCUUGGACACGAUCACGUGGCCCACUUGGAUAUUCUAGAAGUUCAGGAAGGCCGGCACUCGCAUUCUGCAGGCCAUUCGCACCCUCACCAGAAAUCCAACGUCUCCCACAAAACCCAACACGAAAAGGAGCAUACCUCUAGUACCGAGGAACCACCUUGUAAACUUGACGCUGGAGCCGCGAGAAUCGGUGACAGCCAACCGGACAAACACAAUCAUCAUCAUGAUGAUGAUGAAAAAGACACAGACAGGCACCCAACUGAAGAUCAUGAUCAUGAACACAGACAUGACAUAGAAAAUCCCCACGAUCAUGACCAUGAGCACACACACUCGCAUACACACGGACAUGACACCGAUGCCCAACUGGAUCAUGACCAUAAAACUAGUGAACAUACUCAUGAAAACAAUGACCUCAGUGAGGACCACAAGCAUGACCACCAUCAUCAUGACCACCACCAUCACAAGCACACCCAUCCUCAUCUCCAGCACGGUUCGGACAGCGGAGCGGCGAGUGGCGGAGAUGAGCAUGAUCACAGCGGUCAGGAGCACAGCCCCGAUAAACAAACAAGAGCGAAGAGAGAGGUGCCAGGAGCAAUCAUGGAUCCAUCCAAUAAAUCACAAGCACAUGGCGUCCUUCACCAACAUGAGGAGUGUUUGAAUUUAACACAGUUGCUGGACCAGUAUGGACUGAAGUCCGAGUCUGUCAUCUCUCCAGUACAGUUUACUUAUUUAUGUCCAGCACUGCUAUAUCAGAUAGACAGACGCCUCUGCAUCCAUCAUUACCAUCAUGUUGAGACUGAAACACUACAGGAAACAUCUUCAGUGUGGAUCUGGAUUUGUGGUUUCGUGUCCAUCACCAUCAUCAGUCUGCUGUCGCUGCUUGGCGUGAUUCUGGUGCCCAUCCUCAACCAGUCCUGCUUUAAGUUUCUUUUGACCUUCCUGGUAGCACUGGCUGUGGGAACCCUAAGCGGUGAUGCUUUACUGCAUCUACUACCUCACUCUCAAGGAGGCCAUGAACACAGUCAUGGAGGCCACACGGAGCAUGAACAGGAGAAUGAUUUUCUGAUCAAGUUUGAUGGUGUUUGGAAAGGACUGACGGCGCUUGCAGGAAUCUACCUCCUCUUUAUUAUUGAACAUUGCAUUGGCAUGUUCAAGCACUGCACAGACCAAAGGGGAAGCAUCUGCCAGAGAAAAAAGAAAGGAGAGCAGACAAAGAUUGGCAGUAAAUUGUCAGACCACCAACUCAACAGGCGUUCAGAUGCCGAGUGGCUCAAUCUAAAACCUCUAACAGAGGGUACUUCAUGUGAAACGGGACACAAUGACACGCAGAUGACGGAGUUGCAGCCUCUAGAUUCAUCUAUCACGAUGCCGCUUGACAUUUCUGAUUCCGAUCACCCCAACAAGGGGGCCACAAAAACACCAGAGGACAGUCUACCAAAGGCAAAGACAAAAAAGCAUGGACACGGACACGGGCAUGGGCAUUCCCACCACGGACACUGCCACUCUGACCAGGAAAUGAAGGAUGCGGGAAUUGCCAGCAUAGCAUGGAUGGUCAUCAUGGGAGACGGCAUGCAUAACUUCAGUGAUGGACUUGCUAUAGGUGCUGCUUUCAGUGCAAACAUCACAGGAGGCAUCAGUACAUCAGUCGCUGUCUUCUGUCAUGAACUGCCCCAUGAACUGGGUGACUUUGCGGUUUUAUUGAAGGCUGGAAUGUCAGUAAAGCAAGCGAUUGUGUAUAACGUCCUCUCAGCCCUCAUGGCAUACGCCGGCAUGGUGAUCGGCACGGCUGUGGGGCAAUACGCACACAACGUCACCAGCUGGAUCUUUGCGGUUACCGCUGGCAUGUUUCUCUAUGUGGCAUUGGUGGAUAUGUUGCCAGAGAUGCUUCACGGUGACAGUGAGGAGCACAAGCGCUGUGAGAUGGGUCACUUCGUCCUGCAGAACUUUGGCAUGCUCACCGGGUUUGGCAUCAUGCUGCUGAUCGCCAUCUUUGAAGAUCAGAUCGUGUUUGACUUUGGCUUCUAGGAAUCGGGGGGAGGCGUCAUUCAUCAGCUACAUUCACACGUGCUUUGCCUUAAAGUGGCUUUGUGAUGGUACAGUCUCAAAAGACGGAAUCAGUGGCUUACCGUGGACAUGCAGAUAAACACGUUUACAUUUGAUCAUCCUGCAUCCCAUUGCUUGAAUUUUUCAGGAUCUCAUCUAGCUGUAGCUGCUGGGCCCUUUUCUCUUGUUCCUUAUUCCUAAACAGACACAUCCACAGCAGAUUUCUGAGAGGCACAGUAUUUGGGUUAUCCCUUUAAUAUAUAUAUAUAGAGAGAGAAUAAUCCUAGAGAGAAGCAGCUAUCUGUUAGUUACCCAUUCAUUUGAGUGUUGAUCCGUGUGACACGUUUGGCCGUUUCAUUCAUCUGUAUUGUAGCUCGCAGUCCAUUUAUGACUGGUGUCUUGUGCUGUGUAUGUCUAGUGUUUCCAUCAUUGCAGUGCCAGGCACAAAACUAUCUGCUAAAGUGGUGCAACAGAGCCCAGCUUUUUUUGUUUGUAAUUUAUUGACACGUACUGGUGGUGAGCGUCAUGUGCCGAGACUAUAGCAAACAAACAACUUUAUUCUCUUUUAAAGAGCCUACUUUCUUACUGGUUUACACAUUGCUGCCGGUAUUGACUACUUGUUUUUUUUUUAUUACACUAUAUAUAUAUAUAUACUGUUCACUGUUAGUGAUGGGAGCAUUUUCAGUCGUAGAGUUUUUUUACUAUUAUCGGUUAGGAUUGUACUAUUGUUUUGGCCAAGUACUAGUAGUAUUUGAAGAAAAUAGUUUAGCAACAGUGUUAUGAGAAAACCUCAGACACUGUGCUGCUGCAAGACCGAACAUAUUCAGAAGGUCAACUUAGACACAGUAACUGAACAAGUCCAGUAUUAACUACUCCAAUGAUGAAGCAUUGUGAUUUUGAAAUGAAGAAGACCUAGCUAACAUAAUAUAGGUACAUCAAGGAAUGAAUUACUUUUUCUUAAAGUCUACUUGAUCAUUGAUAAAUUAGCAUUUCUGACUAUUUGCUUUAUUUAACUGUGGAGUAUUUGCAUAUUCAAAUGUUGUCAUGGCUGUUGACAAUUAAAAAUAUAAAGGUGAGUUUUGGUACAUCAAGGUUACUGUUAGGUGCUGAUCAUGUUCCCAAGAGGAAAUUUGCUACCGACGAUUCUUACUUGGGUUAAACAUGCAGAUAUUUUCAAACACCUUUUUCAGGUUUUUUAUUACAUUUAAUGAACAUGAUUUACAGUACAAAUUUUGGGAGAACCAUCUUUUUUUUUUACUUAAUUUUAAAGCAAUACUCCAGCCAAAUAUAUGUACUCACCCUCAUGCAAUCUGAGAUGCAUAUGUUCAUCAUCUUUCAGACGAACACAAUUAAAUGUUAUUUUAGUAAAUGCCCUUCC
Messenger RNA from Misgurnus anguillicaudatus (oriental weatherfish), 4043 nucleotides. The record is from RefSeq and is a predicted model, not a curated record. NCBI's taxonomy places the organism in Eukaryota, Metazoa, Chordata, Actinopteri, Cypriniformes, Cobitidae.